Messenger RNA from Anisakis simplex (herring worm), 294 nucleotides. Lineage: Eukaryota; Metazoa; Nematoda; Chromadorea; Rhabditida; Anisakidae. The record is from the annotation of a GenBank genome assembly.
UUAACAUCUGAGACUGUUGAACACUGGGAGACGGCACUGAAACUAUGCGUUGAUUUUGUUGAUCUGCGAAGAUUGCACUGGCUUGUUGAGGGUAUUUUUGAAAGUGCUCUGAAACCAUCACCAACCUCAUGGCAUAGAUGCUUGAGACUGGCACUCGUUUAUUACAUUGCAACUUGUUCAUCUUGGCGAACAACCUCGCUGUUAAGGCGUGCUCUUAGAAUUGCAAAACGAUUAAUUCAUAGAGCUGCAUUGGCCACUGAGCGAGCUCAAAUUGCAAGGUAUCAUGCUAUGUGA